AUGAAGUCCAUGAAGGGUCUUGGUAUGAGCAAAGUGCUCGGUAGCAUCAGAAGAAAAGCCAGCAAUGUCUCCAAUCGAGCAUCUGACGGACCCUCCGGAGCUUCACCUUCAGGCACGACACCAGCCGGAACACCCGAGGCUACAGCUCACAACAGCGUGAAAGCAUUUUGCGAGUCUGGAGGAAAGUCCAAGCAAGAUGAAGUUCUCUUUCUCCCUCCUAUCGUCGAUGCCGCCGAAUCCUCCCCAGCCGCUGCCGCCGAAUGCGCGCGCCUGAUCCGCAAGUACCUGUCCAAAGAAUACUUUUCAAAGCCAUCAUGGCAGUACAACGCAAUCAUGCUCUUGCGCAUCUUGACCGACAACCCUGGCGCGACUUUCACGCGGAACCUAGACCAAAAGUUUGUCGAUACUGCGCGUGGACUUCUCAAGGCUGUACGAGACCCCAGCGUGCGGCAGAUUCUCAUGGAAACACUCGAUGAUUUCCAGCACACCAAGGCGUACGACGAAAACUUGACUUUGCUCAUUUCAAUGUGGCAAAAGGAGAAGGAACAAGCUUAUAAGAACUUUGGGGGACCGCAGCAGCCCAUGAUGUCGCCAGGCGGUUUCAACACGCCUCCUCCAAAUCCACACUCGCAGAAUUACUUCGCGAGACACCACACGAAUAAGCGCUUGCCUGACCCUAUUGAGCUGGCCAGCCGACUCGAAGAAGCCCGAACAUCAGCUAAGCUCCUGGAGCAAGUUGUCAUGAAUACGCCUCCCGGCGAGAUUCUCGACAACGAGCUUAUCAAGGAAUUUGCUGAUCGAUGCUCAAGCGCAUCUCGCAGUAUCCAAGGCUACAUGACGUCUGAGAAUCCCACUCCUGAUAACGACACGAUGGAGAAUCUCAUCGACACCAAUGAGCAGCUGCAAACUGCGCUCAAUCAGCACAAGCGAGCUGUCCUGAGCGCCCGAAAACAACUGGGUCUGAACGAACGAUCCGACUCACAGUCGCCCAAUUUGACCCCUCAGAUUCAGCCCCAACAGCAGCCAGAGUCUCAACCUGAGACCAACGGCAACAAUCACUCCUUCAGCAACGGAUCUGGGUCAGGUUCCGGCAAGGGUAAAGAGACGCAUUCUUACCCACCACCUCCAGGUCCUCCACCCCAGAAUGGCGAGGGAAGUUCGAACCGACCCUAUGAAGAGCCCGCCGAGGAUCCCUUUGCAGAUCCUCAGCCAGGUAAUUCUUCGUCGGUCCAACCACCAUCCAACACAGCGACUCAGUACUCCGAACACGAACGCCUUGCGUACGAGCCCUUCCAUCCUGGCUUCAAACCCACGGAAAGCUAUCUGGGCCGACAAGACAGCGCCAUUGGUAAGGUUCACAUGCACGGCGCUGGAGCUUCGACGCCAUCAGCCCAGCCGCCCGCACAACAGCGACUCGACGAAGUCUCCGACGAUGACAUCUACGAUGCGCCAAGUGGACCACCACCCAAGAGCAAGGAGCCUAUAUACCGGUACUAG
Fusarium proliferatum ET1 is the source of this 1497-nucleotide messenger RNA. RefSeq lists its product as uncharacterized. NCBI's taxonomy places the organism in Eukaryota, Fungi, Ascomycota, Sordariomycetes, Hypocreales, Nectriaceae. The transcript is spliced from 5 exons. Gene Ontology annotation, biological process: actin filament organization; actin cortical patch localization; endocytosis. Gene Ontology annotation, molecular function: ubiquitin binding; phosphatidylinositol binding. Gene Ontology annotation, cellular component: actin cortical patch. The record is from RefSeq and is a predicted model, not a curated record. The coding region runs from base 1 to 1497 and encodes 498 amino acids.